Molecule: messenger RNA, 5263 nt
Organism: Hemicordylus capensis (graceful crag lizard)
Lineage: Eukaryota; Metazoa; Chordata; Lepidosauria; Squamata; Cordylidae
Gene: EIF3A
Product: eukaryotic translation initiation factor 3 subunit A
Exons: 22
Coding region: 108-4235 (1375 amino acids)
Biological process (GO): formation of cytoplasmic translation initiation complex; translation reinitiation
Cellular component (GO): multi-eIF complex; eukaryotic translation initiation factor 3 complex, eIF3e; eukaryotic translation initiation factor 3 complex, eIF3m
Molecular function (GO): translation initiation factor activity; mRNA binding
Source: RefSeq, a predicted model, not a curated record
ACGUUUGUGCGUGUGGGUCACGUGAGGUCCUUCCUUUCCGGCCUCGCUGCCUGCCUGGUUGGGCGCUUCUUGGGGCUCGUUGCCGCGUGAGGGGAGCCGUCGCCAUCAUGCCGGUCUAUUUCCAGCGGCCCGAGAACGCCCUAAAGCGGGCGAAUGAAUUUCUUGAGGUUGGGAAGAAGCAACCUGCUCUUGAUGUUCUUUAUGAUGUUAUGAAAAGUAAAAAACACCGAACAUGGCAAAAAAUCCACGAGCCUAUUAUGCUGAAGUACUUGGAACUCUGUGUGGAUCUCCGCAAGAGCCACCUGGCAAAGGAAGGAUUAUAUCAGUACAAGAAUAUCUGCCAACAGGUGAACAUCAAAUCCUUGGAGGAUGUAGUUCGGGCUUAUUUAAAACUAGCUGAAGAGAAAACGGAAUCUGCUAAAGAGGAGUCCCAGCAAAUGGUGCUAGAUAUAGAAGACUUGGAUAAUAUUCAGACUCCAGAGAGUGUUCUCUUAAGCGCUGUAAGUGGGGAAGACACUCAAGAUCGUACUGAUCGGCUACUGUUGACUCCCUGGGUUAAAUUUCUGUGGGAAUCAUACAGGCAGUGUUUGGAUCUUCUCCGAAACAAUUCUAGAGUGGAGCGCCUCUACCAUGAUAUUGCACAACAAGCUUUCAAGUUCUGUUUGCAAUAUACUCGUAAGGCUGAGUUUCGCAAACUCUGUGACAACUUGAGAAUGCAUUUGGGUCAGAUCCAGCGCCAUCACAAUCAAAGUACAGCCAUUAAUCUCAAUAAUCCAGAGAGUCAGUCAAUGCACCUGGAAACAAGGCUUGUGCAGCUGGACAGUGCGAUCAGCAUGGAAUUGUGGCAGGAAGCUUUCAAAGCAGUGGAGGAUAUACAUGGACUAUUCUCCUUGUCCAAAAAACCACCAAAGCCCCAGCUGAUGGCAAACUAUUACCACAAAGUUUCUACUGUUUUUUGGAAAUCAGGAAAUGCACUCUUUCAUGCAUCAACACUUCAUCGUCUUUAUCACCUCUCAAGGGAAAUGCGAAAAAAUCUCACACAGGAAGAAAUGCAGAGAAUGUCAACAAGAGUCCUUUUGGCCACUCUCUCAAUUCCCAUAACUCCUGAACGAACAGACAUUGCUCGGCUUUUGGACAUGGAUGGCAUAAUUGUUGAAAAGCAGCGACGAUUAGCAACACUUCUGGGCCUCCAGGCCCCUCCUACGCGAAUCACUCUUAUUAAUGAUAUGGUGAGAUUCAAUGUGGUACAGCAUGUUGUCCCAGAAGUAAAGGAACUUUAUAACUGGCUUGAAGUAGAUUUUCAUCCACUGAAGUUAUGUGGUCGUGUAUGUAAGGUUUUAAAUUGGGUGAGAGACCAGUCUGAAAAGGAACCAGAACUGCAGCUGUAUAUUCCCCAUCUGCAAAACAACACCAUCCUCAGACUGCUUCAGCAGGUGGCCCAAAUUUAUCAAAGCAUUGAAUUUUCUCGCCUGACUACUUUGGUUCCUUUUGUUGAUGCUUUCCAACUGGAACGUGCAAUAGUAGAUGCAGCCAGACAUUGCGAUUUGCAAGUUCGCAUUGAUCAUACUACUCGAACAUUGAGUUUUGGAUCGGAUUUGAACUAUUGCACUCGGGAAGAUGCUCCUCUUGGACCUCAGCUGCAAAGCAUGCCCUCUGAGCAGAUUAGGAACCAGCUGACAGCUAUGUCAGCUGCUCUUGCAAAGGCUCUUGAAGUGAUUAAGCCUCCUCACCUACUGCUGGAGAAGGAAGAGCAACAUCAACUGGCUGUUACAGCUUACUUAAAAAAUUCAAGGAAAGAACAUCAGCGUAUCCUUGCUCGCCGUCAGACUAUUGAGGAAAGAAAGGAGCGCCUUGAGAGCUUGAACAUUCAGCGUGAGAAAGAAGAAUUGGAGCAGCGUGAAGCUGAACUCCAAAAAGUUCGCAAAGCUGAAGAGGAAAGAUUACGUCAGGAGGCAAAAGAGAGAGAGAAAGAGCGCAUUCUGCAAGAACAUGAGCAAAUUAAAAAGAAAACUGUUCGUGAACGUUUGGAACAGAUUAAGAAAACUGAACUAGGAGCCAAGGCUUUCAAAGAUAUCGAUAUUGAAGAUCUUGAAGAACUGGACCCAGAUUUCAUUAUGGCAAAACAGGUUGAACAACUGGAGAAAGAAAAGAAGGAACUUCAAGAGCGUCUUAAGAAUCAGGAGAAAAAGAUUGACUAUUUUGAAAGAGCAAAGCGCUUAGAAGAAAUUCCAUUAAUUAAGAGUGCCUAUGAAGAGCAACGAAUAAGAGAUAUGGAGCUUUGGGAGCAACAAGAAGAAGAAAGGAUCACAACCAUGCAACUGGAACGUGAAAAGGCCCUUGAGCACAAGAACAGGCUGUCAAGGAUGUUGGAGGACAGUGAAUUAUUCGUAACUAGGCUCAAGACAGCGAGAAAAUCAGUUUAUGAGGAAAAACUUAAACAAUUCCAAGAGAGACUAGCAGAGGAAAGAUGUAAUCGUUUGGAAGAGCGAAAGAGACAGCGCAAAGAGGAGAGACGUAUCACUUACUACCGAGAAAAAGAGGAAGAAGAACAAAGAUUGCAAGAGGAGAAGAUACUUAAAGAACAAGAAGAAAAAGAACGCGUUGAACGUGAAAAACGUGAGCAGGAAAUGCGUGAAUAUCAGGAACGUGUCAGAAAACUAGAAGAGACAGAGCGGAAGAAACGCCAACGAGAACUAGAGAUUGAAGAGAGGGAGCGUCGCCGAGAAGAAGAGAGGAGAAAUCUUGAAGAUCCGCUUUCAAGGAAGGAAUCUCGCUGGGGUGAUAGAGACUCUGAAAGCACCUGGAGAAGAAGUGCAGAGCCAGAAUCGGAACGGAGGCGCGCCCCACCAGAAAGAGAGUGGCGGCGUGGAGAAGCACGUGAUGAUGACAGACCUUCCAGAAAAGAUGAUCUGACUCCACGUACCACUGCAGAAGAUGAAGCACAAUCUCCCUCUGAAGCAUCGGAAGACAAAGUCUUGAGGCACGACCUUGAUGAAGACAAAGGUCCUAGGAAAGCCCUGGAUGAAGACAGAACAAGUUGGCGCUCAACAGCUGACGACAGGGGCCCCCGGCGCGGCCUGGAUGACGACAGGGGCCCCCGGCGCGGCCUGGAUGACGACAGGGGCCCCCGGCGCGGCCUGGAUGACGACAGGGGCCCCCGGCGCGGCCUGGAUGACGACAGGGGCCCCCGGCGCGGCCUGGAUGACGACAGGGGCCCCCGGCGCGGCCUGGAUGACGACAGGGGCCCCCGGCGCGGCCUGGAUGACGACAGGGGCCCCCGGCGCGGCCUGGAUGACGACAGGGGGCCCCGGCGCGGCCUGGAUGACGACAGGGGGCCCCGGCGCGGCCUGGAUGACGACAGGGGGCCCCGGCGCGGCCUGGAUGACGACAGGGGAAGUUGGAGAGUCACAGAUGAAGAUAGGGGCCCUAGACGUGGGCUGGAUGAUGACAGAAUCACAAGGCGCGAUGAGGAUAGAGGACCAUGGCGUAACACAGAUGACGAUAGAAUCUCAAGGCGUGAUGACGAUCGUGGACCAAGACGUACUGGUGAUGAUGAUAGAGGUCCUAGACGUGGAGAUGAUUCCAGGCGUGGGGAUGAUUCCAGACCUGGACCUUGGAGACCAUUUGGUAAACCAGGUGGAUGGAGAGAACGAGAAAAAGCACGUGAAGACAGCUGGGGGCCUCCACGAGACUCCAGACCUUCAGAAGAUCGCGAGUGGGACAGAGAUAAAGAAAAUGAUGAGAAUGAAAAGGACCGAGACUUUGAUAAAGACCGUGAUCUUGAUAGGGAAGAUCGUUUCAGGCGUCCUAGGGAUGAUGCUGGUUGGAGAAGAGGACCAGCUGAGGAAGUUUCCAGCUGGAGAGAUUCAGGUCGUCGUGAUGAAUGGGAUCGAGGUGGUCGCGACUCUAGAGAUGACCGGGCCACCCGUGACCUUCGAGAUCGGCGUGGUGAAGAGAGAGAAAGGAGAGGACCACCUCCCAGAACAGAUCGGGAGGAAGUGAACUCUUGGCGACGUGACGACAGAAAGGAGGAACGUGAAGAACGUGAAACAGUAAGACGACCACCUGCUUCUGUUGCUGCUCCUGCAACUGCUCCUGCUCCUUCUACUUCAAAAGAGCGGGAAAAAGAUGGUGAGAGAGAGAAGGGGGCCUGGAGAACAGAAAAAGACCGAGAAGCUCUUCGGCGCAUGAAAAGUGAAACUGAUGAAGAUGGUUGGACCACUGUGCGACGUUAAGUCCCGAACAUAAACAUGGUUUUUAGUUGGUGUUUAGCAUUGAUUUGAUAACAGAUUGUUAAUAUUGGUGCUUUAACGCUUUGAAUUGGAAUUCUUUAACAAAAUUUUCUAGGUAAUGUGAAAGCAUGAAACUCUAUUACUCGUAUGUAGACUGAUCAUGCACAGAACUUGCAACUAAAAGUUGGAAAUUAAAUACUGGUUAUCUGAAAUUUCAAUUUGUUGUAUAUGUCACAGAUCACUUGAUGGUAAGAGAUAAUAAUCUUUAAAAAAAGAACUCUGUAGGUAUCUUUCAAUGUGUAUAUCAAUCAAAAACCAAUCUGAUUUUUAUUUUGACUAGCUCUUCACUUGGAAAUUGUAUGGUCUGCAAAGCACACAUGUAAAACGAUGUUUCUAGUUAUAUUAAGUGAUAACUUUGUAAGACCAUACUAUCUAAAAUACACAUGAGAGAACACUUUUCCGAGUUGGGUGUUUUGAUGGCGAUAGGUUUUUGCUGGUGGUAUUAUAUGAAUUCAGUAUGUUUUCAUUUGAACUGCAUACAGUAAAUGUUACGGACACUUUAGCUACACUGGGGUUCUUUUUGGUAGAUUUUACUUGAAUGCAUAUACUUAUCAAGCCAUGUUGAAAUUCUCUUUCAACAGUGAAUGCCACUGCAGUGUCAAAACAACAAAACACAAGGCUUUAAAAAUGAAAGCAUUUAAGUAAGCAUAUUUCCGGGGUUUCCCCCCACUGUUGCUAUAGACUCUGCUUUUUUUGUUUAUGAUAAUUCAUGCCUUUGAAAGCAUUUAUAUAUAGUGUCAUAUUUCAAAUAUGUGAAUUGGAGGAACUGCUCGCUCUUCCCUUCCUUCUUUCCCAAUUUUUUGUCUUCAGGGUAAGUGCUUUGCCUUUAACCAAGUGCUUUGUAGUAAGGGCUGGGUUGACUUCAAUUUUAGUGGUGAAGUACCAAUGUUAAUGAUCGUUUUUAAUUGAAGCCAACACAGAACUUGCUGCUGUGUGUUAACUUCAAUGAUAAAUAAACAUUAACAAAAUAA